UUUUAACCCAUAAGGAGUGUCGCGACGUUGCAGAGAGUAAACAGGCACUAAAAGUAACUAGUAAUUACGCCCCUCGUAUUUUUUUCUCAUUUUUGCAGCUGCUGCUCAAUUAACCACCCCUUUGCCAAGUUCCGCCCAGGAAACACCUUCAUCUAAUUAUUUAUGCGACCGAUCGUUACAACAUCCAAUAAAACACUGAAGCAGAGCUUUCCUCGGAACUAUUCUGCUCUGGGUAGUUGCUAAACGGUUGUAUUUCUGUGAAGGAUUACUUUGGUUGCCUGAUCGUCGCUAAAUUAGUGUUCUUUUCAAAAGUUAAUACAGGGGGACACUAUGGCAUUAUCUGGAAUCCGUGUGUUGGAACUGGCUGGUCUGGCUCCGGCUCCAUACUGUGGAAUGAUUCUUGCAGAUUUUGGUGCAAAAGUAGUACUUGUGGAUAGAACUGUGCCAGUCAUGGCUUCAGCUAUGUUAACUCGUGGUAAACAAUCGAUAGCCCUAAACAUAAAGAAGCCAGAAGGAGCAGCAGUCUUGAAAAAACUGAGCAGUAAAUCAGAUGUUCUCAUUGAACCAUUCCGAAAAGGUGUUAUGGAGAGUUUGGGUCUUGGUCCAGUGGAACUGCUGAGAGAAAACCCAAGACUUAUUUAUGCUAGGCUUACUGGAUAUGGCCAGAGUGGACCUUUUGCUAAGGCUGCAGGACACGACAUCAACUAUUUGGCAAUGUCAGGUUUACUGUCAAGACUUGGCAGAAAAGAAGAAAAUCCUUACGCUCCUUUAAACCUUGUUGCAGAUUUUGGUGGUGGAGGUCUCAUGUGUGCCAUGGGUAUCCUGAUGGCUUUGUUUGAAAGGACAAAGUCUGGCCUGGGACAGGUCAUUGAUGCAAAUAUGGUUGAAGGAACAGCUUAUUUAGGCUCAUUUGUAUGGCAGUCACAAAGUCUGGGAAUUUGGAGCAGACUUAGAGGAGAAAACCUGCUUGACACUGGAGCACACUUCUAUGAAACAUACAAAACCUCAGAUGGCAAGUUUGUGGCAGUUGGAGCUAUUGAGCCUCAAUUUUAUGAACAGCUGUUAAAAGGUCUUUGUUUAGAUCCUUCGAAACUUUCACCACAGAUGAGUGUUUCUGACUGGCCAGAGAUGAAGAAAAGGUUUGCUAAUAUAUUCUCAAAGAAGACACAGGCUGAAUGGUGUCAAAUUUUUGCUGAGAAAGAUGCGUGUGUUACUCCUGUUUUGGACAUUGAUGAAGUUUCAGAACAUCAGCAUAAUAAAGAACGAGGUUCUUUUGUUACCAAUGAUCAGGGUGAAGUUACUCCUAGACCAGCACCUCAUCUUUCAAGAACACCUGCUAACCCUUCUUUCAGUAGGGACCCAUUUGUUGGAGAGCACACAGAGCUUGUACUGUCAGAAUUUGGGUUUAAGAAGGAGGAGAUUGCACAACUGAAAUCUAGUGGGGUUAUUGAAUGCUGCCCGCCAAAAUCUAAUUUAUAACUCUUUUAUGAUCAACAUACUGUACCCCACACCAUAUUUGUUUCGAGAUAUAAUUUAUGUUGUGAUAUGAGAGAUUUCAUGUUAUGAAUUUACUCAGAAGAAUUACUUUUUGAAAAUUAAUUUCUAUUAAGGAUUGAAAGCAGAAUGUCGUGCAAGUCAAAAUAGCAUUGCAGAUAGCACUUCAGUUCAAAAAUGCUACAAUGUGGCAAUUUGUACACACACACACACACACACACACACACACAUAUAUAUAUAUAUAUAUAUAUA
Molecule: messenger RNA, 1746 nt
Organism: Protopterus annectens (West African lungfish)
Lineage: Eukaryota; Metazoa; Chordata; Ceratodontiformes; Protopteridae
Gene: AMACR
Product: alpha-methylacyl-CoA racemase
Exons: 6
Coding region: 331-1479 (382 amino acids)
Biological process (GO): bile acid metabolic process
Cellular component (GO): mitochondrion
Molecular function (GO): alpha-methylacyl-CoA racemase activity
Source: RefSeq, a predicted model, not a curated record